Molecule: messenger RNA, 767 nt
Organism: Lactuca saligna
Lineage: Eukaryota; Viridiplantae; Streptophyta; Magnoliopsida; Asterales; Asteraceae
Source: the annotation of a GenBank genome assembly
AUGAAAACAGGAUGUGUUGCUCUUGUUUUAUGUUUGAAUAUCAGUGUGGACUCACCCGAUGUUAUAAAGAUUUCACCUUGUGCCAGGAUUAUAAGCAGACUACAGAAUGUGCAGAUAUGUUGGGCAUUUUCUAUCUAUUUGGAAGCUGUUGCUAUUCUCCCACAGUUGGUUCUGUUGCAGCGAAGUGGAAAUGUUGACAAUUUGAUCGGUCAAUAUGUUUUCUUUCUUGGGGCAUACCGUGCAUUGAAUAUUCUCAACUGGAUUUGUCGGUAUCUCACACAGCCCCAUUUCAAUGGAUGGAUAUCCUGUUUCUCUAGCUUAAUACAAACAGCUCUUUAUGCUGAUUUCUUCUACUAUUACUUCAUAAGGUUGAUGAUUUGUCAAGAAUGUUCAGACUAUUUUCCAAGAAUACCCCAUGGAUUGGAUCCUGUCUCUUGUAUGUUUAAAAAGCAUGUUGCUGCUGAAGGCACAACCUUGGUCAAACAGGCAGAAGAUGCUGCAAGUAAUAACAGAUUGCAGGUUGAUCCUGGUACAUGGCCAAUAAUGAUCUUUAGGGUCUGCUAGAAGGAUUGGAGAUUGCAGUUAAGAUUCUAUCUAAGACUUCACGCCAAGGACUUGAUGAAUUUAAGCUAGCAAUGUUUUACUUGAUUUGGACAUGAACCCUAAGAUAUCAUAUUUUGGCAUGGCUAGAAGCUUUGGAGGAAACGAGACUCAAGCAAAAGUAAACACACAGAGAGUUGUUGGCACAUAGUAAGCUAGAUAAUGCA